AUAUGUAUAUGAAUGAUAUUUUUAUGAUUAGUUUUAUAAAUAAUCAACAAAGAUUAAGUAACAGGAAACAACCGGUUACUGAAAGGUCAUAUUUAGUCAUUAACACAAUGAUAUUUUCCAUUGGUUGAUUUUUCCCACAACACUUUUAUAUCUGCUCAUUUACAAGUAACUGUAAUCUGCUGAUAAAACAAGAUGAAGUGGUAUACACAUAUGGGAGACUUUGCCAACAUGGUGAAAGCCUUCAUUGGCUCCAAUUACUUAGGUGUGUCAUUUGCUUUUUACCAGAGUGGAUUAGGACUUGGAAUCAUCGGAUUAAUACUUGUAGCCGCACUUACAGACCAUUGUUGUCAUCUCAUAGUAAAAACGAAAUACAGAGCAAUCAAGAACACAAUAAAUGAUGUGAAAGUUCAGUCAAAACCCAAUAAACAAUACAUGGCAACCAGUGAUUCCGAAGAAUUCAGUGAACCUGACGUUGAAAUAGAAUAUGAGGAAGCUCGUGAACAUGAAGAACAUAUGAAGCGUCACAUGUCAUAUGGCGAUGUUGGAUGGAAUGCAUUUGGAAAAUCUGGAUUAUAUGUUGUAAAUUUCUUCAUUGGGAUCACACAGUUUGGGUUCUGUGUUGCUUAUUUUAUUUUCAUCGGAAAUACGAUACAUUCUUUGUUUCCCUUUAUAUACUGUGAUAAUUCCAUGCCCUUCAACUCAACAGGAAAUAGGUAUCCAAUUUGUCACGGUGUAAUAGCGCGUAAAACAGAUGUAAAUUCUUCAGAUUUAUAUCUUCAACAUAGUAGACAUUUAUUUGAUCGAGAUAUUAAUAACUUUGAAUCUAAUACUUCUGUCGCUCCAUUUACAACUGGGAACAGUACAACAGCUGCACCAAUCACGACAACCACAGUGAGCAAUGCAUCAACAGUGAUACCGAUGAUUUCAACAGAUUCAACAACAAAACCAACCACAUCAACAAUAACAACCACAAAUAGUUCAGUAAUAACGACCACAAAUAGUUCAAUAGUAACGACUUCAAACAGUUCAAUAAUAACAACUACAAAUAGUUCAAUAAUAACGACAACAAAUAGUUCAACAACAACUUCGUUACCUACAACAACAACAAAUGUUUCCGAUAUUUCCAGUAUUGUUCAGCAGUCUUCAGCGCCAUCUCUCAAAUUUUUAGUGGCAUUACCACUUCCUCUUUUUGUCAUAUUUGCUAUGAUAAGAACAAUCCGUAAAAUGUCUUUCAUCAGUGUUUUGGCCAAUAUCUCAAUAUUUACUGGUUGUAUUGCUGUUUUUAUAUUCCUAGUUAUAGAUUUUGAAGUUCAUCCUGAUAUUCGUUAUUUUAACUGGGAAGGAUUCCCUGUGUUUUUUGGACAGGUAACAGCAGCUUUUGAAGGAAUUGGCUUAGUUGUUCCAGUCGAAUCAAGCAUGGAGGGAAACAGACACAACUUUGCAUCAUUUUUACAUGGGGCCAUACUUGUUUUGUCUGUCAUACUAGGAAGCUUUGGAAUUCUGGGAUAUUUAAGAUUUGGUAGUGGAGUCGAACAGAUGUUGAAUUUGAACAUUCCGUCUGCAAGCUGGUUUGCCUUUUCUAUAAAUAUCUGUGUGAUCAUAGGUGUGGCCUUGACCUUUCCACUACAGAUAUACCCUGUAACAGAAAUGAUAGAAUUAGUUCUAUUUUCACAUGGCAGUAUAUGUGGACCAAAGAAUGGCAAAGAUCCAGAUGACUCAACAGAAGAAAUGUUGUUACCUAAAGACUCACCUGAUUUGGUUAAACUUAUACCAAAAGAGGUAUCUGCAUGGAAGCGAAAUCUAGUAAGAUUUUUUGUAGUUUGUGUAACUGCUGGAUUGGCUGUUAUUUUUAGAGAUAGUUUUGCAUAUGUUGGCGCUUUUACAGGUGCGAUAGGAAGUUCUUUAUUAGCUUACAUACUGCCGUGUCUGUUUCAUCUAAAGAUCUGUGGUAGAGACUCGUCAUACGGGAUCAUUAUUAAGGACGUGACGAUAGUUAUCAUUGGUGUGAUAUGUAGCAUUGUCAGUCUGUACGCUGUUAUAGUCAAACUUAUACACCAGACUUCCGUAUGAUAAUAGAAUCUUACUUAUUUCAUCUCUCAUAUUUGCAGUUUUAUAAGAUUAAAGAUAUGAUAUAACAGUAAAAGUCAUAUUUCCCAAUUAUGAUUGUAAAGAUAGAAGUGACUAUUAAGAAAUCCUAAAUUUUGUCAGAUUUUAAAAAUGUACCAAGAUACGACAUUUCAUUUCUUUUCUUUUUUAUCAGAAACUGCCAUUUUUUUGUUCAUCAGUAAUUUAUGCCAUAGAAUCCUGCCUGUGUAAUAAAACUUUUACAUGGUAUUUCAUUAUAAUUUAGGUCUCUUUAGUUAGUGUUUUAAUGCCCCCACCCCAUGUUAAAACACUUUAUUUAACAAGCAAGGUUUACAGCUUUACUUACAUUUUAUAUUUGGAGAAACCUGUAUUUUAAAUAUGAAUUCAUUUGGGAUUUUUUUAUCCACUUGAAUUGUCUAGUUCAUAUGCAUUGUUAUUGCCUCGGGAUUGACAGUAAGUUGCCAGGUUGAUUCCUAAGGAACUUGAAAAUUUAGGUAAUUAAAAUUCUUAUGAUUUUUUGGCUGCUACAUUUCUGCAAUUAUUAUUAAGUGUUUUAUUGUAACCAAUUUAAAAUUUGUACAUUCUGGCCAUUGGUACACUUAUUUGUUAAUGUUGUGACCUCUGGUAUAAAUUUUACAGUUUAAAAAAAAUAUCGAAACUUUCAUGUCAUGUAAAAAGGACCAAAUAUCUCUAAAUAAAUUCCAAUCCCUUGGUUAUGAAAUGUUAUUCAGUAUACUGUUGUGCAUGUUGUUUUAAUUGCUCAAUGUUUUUAUUCCCUAAUCUAGAGGGGCAAUUUUGCAAUCACCUUGUCUGUCUGACUGUCAGUCUUCUGUCAACCAGUUCAUUCUUUCAUUCGACAAAUAUUUACCUCAAUCUUUUCUCAGAAAGUACUUAACAUUAUGCCAUCUUAUUUAGUCAACCAAUCAAAGAUAUGUUUGAGCAUUUUGCUGAUACAUAUAUUAGAAACUUUAUUUUUGUUUGCAGAUACUGUGGAUUCAUUUAUUUUCGUGGGUACCAAUUUUUGUGGUUUGAGGAAAACUUGCAUAUCCGUGGAUAUUUAAAUUCGUGGUUUUUGUAAAGUAUACAUACAUUCCUAAAGAAAAUUUGCAAUUUGUUGAACAUUUAAAUUUGUGGUUCUUCGGUAUCCACGAAAUCCACAAUAAUUGGUAUCCAACGAAUAUUAAUGAAUCCACAGUACUUAGAAAUUUUCAAUCUAUUGAAUGAACUUCAUAAAUGAUAAACUGGUAUAUUGUGGAGCCUUUUUUAGUUGGUUUUAUAGUAUGAAUAUUCACCUGUAAACAUGUAAAUAAUCACUGCCUUGUCUUUUUGUUCUUUUUGAUAGAUAGCUGUUCAUUGACAAUUACAAUAUAUCUCUGUAUUUGUAUAUAAUGUUGUAUUAUGACAAAUAUAUACUCAAGUUUAUGUUUAUUGUAAAAUUAGUUCUUAUUAAUGUAUUUACUCAUUUAUACAUUUGUAGUUUACAGAAAUUUCUUACAAAGAAAAGUGAAAUUUAUGUUGUAACGUUGUAUAAAUACCAUGUGUAACAAUGGUAAACAGAUAAUUGCUCAUUAUUCUUUAUGUAAGUGUUAGUUAUAUAUACUUUUGUGGUUGUUACUGGGUAAUGUAGUCAUGUAUCUACAUUAACAUAUUUUUUUAUGAAUACUAAUCUGUGAUAUUAUGUUAUAUUUCAUUACAAUUUAUACUUUCUUUAUACCAUAUAGUGGGUUAUUUACAUGGGUGUAACAUUUUGGGAUUUUCAAUGAAUCAGCUAUAUGAAAUAUUUUGGGGGUUAUCAUUUUAGCGAAUUCAAAUCAUUUAUCGAAACCUUUGCAUGUGCAUUCUGAAAUUGGCUGAUUUUAUUUUGGCAAUUUUGUUCCAUCCGCAAAAAUUUACACCCUGCGAAAAUCAUCCGCUAUACAGUAUCUUGUGCAACAUCCUUUAAGUUUCACAAGGACUAGAAUAUUUUUCUAAUUUUUACUGAAUAACCUGCAACCAAUGUCACUAAAGAAAUUACACCACUAAUACAAUUUCAAACAUUGAUGCCUAAUUUGUCUUGAAUUGAAAUAAAGUUGCAAAUUUCAAAAUUAUAUCUUAUCCAGUCUUGUGCAUAACUUUAAUGGCAUAUUAGAGCACACUAGUUCCUGGAAGUUUCAUUGUUCAAAAAACAGAUACUUCUGAUCUCAACAUCAUUGUAAAUGAGACCUCAAAUUUAAAAAUUCAUAAAAAAAAACAUUACAAGAUUUUAAGCACUACUGGUAUGUAGGGGAGAGCUUUUAUAUUUUUGUUUUUGCACAUUUUUGUUAAGUAUAGAAUUGGUCUCUGUUUGUCUAUUCCUUGUAGUUUUAAAUCCUGUUUGAUGUUUGCUUUGUCUUUGAAUACUUGUUGUUAUAACGUUGCGCAAUAUUUUAUAUUUAUUGAGUAGAUUGUUAUUUUUAUUUGGUGAAUAUAAAAGUGGUUGUUUAAUGAAGCAAACAGUAGAACCAGUCUUCAUUGGCUUAAUUUAGUUCUUUAAAUACAGUUUGUACUAGCAAAGCUGUUUUCUGUGCAAUAGUUGUAUUAAAAAAAUGUGUUUCAUGUAUGUGAUCAUUUUGUAGCAUGGUGUACUUAGUUACUUUGCAAGCUUUAACAUUUAUUCAUUCAUUGCCAUUAUAAAUUGUUAAUAUGAUUCAAUUUUUUCAAAAGUUUGAUCAACAAAACAUGGAAAUUGAUCAUGUUAUUAUACACAGAUAUGAUGUUUAACUGGAUGUUCAAUGGAAACCUUGUCAUGGCUUUGGGUAGGGGGCACACAUGCUUCUCCAGUUGUUUCCAGGCAUGAAUUGUUCAACUAAUGCUUUCCAAAUUUUAAUAUUUGUUACUGUCAAUGUGAAGGUCAAGUUCAUAAUUACAAAUUUUCAUUUUUGAAGUUCAAGAGUUACAGACCUUGAUUCAUUGGACAAUUGAACUUUUAUAAUUCUACGUCAUUUACCAAAACUAUUCCCAUUUUAAUAUGUUGCUAAAUAAUGACAAACUGUUUGUAACAACUUUAAUGAUUGAUAAAUUUUAUCCUGAUAUCAUUUUCAUGUCUUAUUCUAAUAAAAUUUGAUGAGAUGUUUUUUAUUCAACCCGAUUUGAGGCAUAUUUCUCAGUCUACAGUAUAACUUUAAUAGCAAUAAUG
This is a messenger RNA of Mytilus trossulus (common blue mussel), 5239 nucleotides long. RefSeq lists its product as uncharacterized. The record is from RefSeq and is a predicted model, not a curated record. Gene Ontology annotation, molecular function: L-amino acid transmembrane transporter activity. Lineage: Eukaryota; Metazoa; Mollusca; Bivalvia; Mytilida; Mytilidae. Gene Ontology annotation, cellular component: vacuolar membrane. The transcript has 8 exons. The coding region runs from base 193 to 2070 and encodes 625 amino acids. Gene Ontology annotation, biological process: amino acid transmembrane transport.